Medicago truncatula (barrel medic) is the source of this 1751-nucleotide messenger RNA. Its product is annotated as NAC domain-containing protein 87. Gene Ontology annotation, biological process: regulation of DNA-templated transcription. The coding region runs from base 199 to 1338 and encodes 379 amino acids. The record is from RefSeq and is a predicted model, not a curated record. NCBI's taxonomy places the organism in Eukaryota, Viridiplantae, Streptophyta, Magnoliopsida, Fabales, Fabaceae. The transcript is spliced from 3 exons. Gene Ontology annotation, molecular function: DNA binding.
UUCCAAUAUUCUUCACAUUUCUUUUCUUUAUUUCUUCGAAAUUUCAUUGCCUCUUUCAUAUAAGAUUCUCAUCUUUUUUAUUUAUACCAAAUUUCUCACAUAUAUAUACAUAUACUAUCUUGGUAUAAUAUAUAAUUCAACCCUCAUAAUCAAAACCAUAUUAUAUAUAUACUAUAUAGUUUUUUUUCAUUAUCCAUCAUGGAAGAACAAGAACCUAUUGUGGUGAACAAAAGUGAUGAACCUCUUGAUUUACCUGCUGGUUUCAGAUUCCACCCUAAUGAUGAUGAAAUCAUUACUUUUUAUUUGCUUAAAAAGGUAUUGAAUAGUAAUUUUAGUGCAAUUGCAAUUGGUGAAGCUGAUUUGAAUAGGUGUGAGCCUUGGGAUUUACCAAAGAAAGCUAAGAUGAGAGAGAAAGAAUGGUAUUUCUUUUGUCAAAGAGAUAGGAAGUAUCCAACUGGAACAAGAACUAAUAGAGCAACUGAAUCAGGCUAUUGGAAAGCAACUGGAAAAGAUAAAGAGAUCUACAAAGGGAAAAGUAACCAACUUGUUGGUAUGAAGAAAACUCUUGUGUUCUAUAAAGGUAGAGCUCCAAGAGGAGAGAAAACCAAUUGGGUCAUGCAUGAAUUUAGAUUGGAUGGACAAUUAUCAACUUGCAACCUUCCUAGUGAUGCAAAGGAUGAUUGGGUUGUGUCAAAGAUUUUCAUCAAGAACAACAUUGAAGUUAAAAAGACUACUUCAUUUUCCAAUCUUUUAAGGAUGAACUCAAUAGGUGAUGAUUUAUUGGAUUUUUCUUCACUCCCACCUCUUGUGGAUCCUCCUUUUAGCAACAAUACCAUUGAUGAUCAUGACUUCAAAGGAAUCAAUUCAUCACCUUCAUCAUCAAAUGGUUAUUGUUUUCCAAGCUACUUAAUGAACAAUGAAAUUAAUCUCACAAAUAAUUAUCAUGCUACCAACCAAGGGAAUUUCAAUGGUCCAUUAAUGCAAAGUAGCUCAUCUUCAUCACAUCAACUUCAACCUCAAAUCCAAAUUCCAAACACACCCUUGAAUGAGAACAUGUUAUCAAAUUAUUCUUACAUGAAUCAAGGGAAUAAUAACAAUGGUUACAUUUAUGGAUUGGAAAAUAAAGAGUGCAAGAUGGAGCAAUUCUCUACCAACAAUUCUAUGGUGAGCAUUUCACAAGACACAUGUUUGAGCAAUGACAUAAACAAUGAAACAUCAUCUGUGGUCUCAAAGCAGGAAAUUGGAAGGAAUGCAACAUUGUAUGAAGAACUUGAGGGACCUUCAUCAAUUGGUCCCCUCUCAAAUCUUGAAUCAUGGGAAUGGCUAUUGAAGAGUUAAUGUUCAAGAGAAGACACAUGAUAUCAAGAGAGAAAGCAUGGUUUUUAUCAUAUCAAUUUCAUUAUUAUAUAUCCUAUAACUUCUUAGAUUUUCUCUCAAAAAAACCAAAAAAAAUCCCUUAGAUUUUAGAAUUAGUUCUUGGUUAUGCAUAUAUUGUAUAGAUUUAUGGUCAUCAAGGUAUUUUAAUAGUUACAUAGUUUUUUUUUUUUUUUUUAAUUCAUGGAUCAUAUAUAUAACAAUUAGGAGAGGGAUUGGAUUAUGCUCUUGUGCAUUUUCCUUAUGUUUAUAUUAGUUAGUUGUGGGUCUGUUUUAUUAAUUCAUUUUCUUAUAUGUAUUUUUAUUAACAUCUGCUUUUGUGUAAUUAAUUCAAGGUUUGUUUGUAAUAUAAGAAUAUAUUAGUAUAGUUUUAAGUA